Molecule: messenger RNA, 1572 nt
Organism: Penicillium brasilianum
Lineage: Eukaryota; Fungi; Ascomycota; Eurotiomycetes; Eurotiales; Aspergillaceae
Source: the annotation of a GenBank genome assembly
GUUCCAUUGACCUUGCUAGUCCUAUGAAUUUGCCCCUCUUUGACAAGGUUAGGCACUGCUUCCAUGGGUUCUACAAGUCAGCCUUGGUGUUUCGGAGUCUGCCCUACACCCUUUGACACCCAAAGCGCGGGUAACAUCCCUUUAUGCAAUUUGCAAUAGAAUAUAAGAUGGGGGUAUCUCGCCUGGCCUCAAGGGUAGGAUCAUCAUCGCCCAGGUUACCUUUUCUGGAAACUGCAAAUUGUACUUUUGCACCCAACCAUUGACUAAUUGGAGUCAGUGCAUAUUCUUUGCAUCAUCUCCAAACCAUCCACACUAUGCCAAUGUUCGAACGAACAAUCCCACCACCCAUGUGGUCCUCCUUCCCCUCCAGUCGACUAGAUAGUCGCCAUCGGGAAUCUGCCCUGCCCAUCUCCCCGGACUUCCCGAUUUCACUACCAAGACCUAUCCCAAUCAUGGGAUCCAAUCACUCCCAACCCCGAAGUCGCACUGGCUCCUCUUUCAUCAACUUCUGCCGGGGAGCUUCAUUUAGGAAGAAAAAGUCCUCCGCAUGGGAUCCCCCCACCUACGAAGAAUCACAAUCCCACCCAAAAGUAUCUCCAAAAUCUCCGAGACCCUCCACGGAGUCAGACUCAGACUCCCGCUAUUCCUUCCUAAAAGACUUCGACACCAUCUUCCUCGUCGACGACAGUUCUAGCAUGAGCGGUUCCCGCUGGGCGGAAGCCGAAAAGGCCAUUUCCGCAAUCGCCCCCAUCUGCACCCAACACGAUGCCGACGGCAUCGAUAUCUACUUCCUCAACCACCGCCGCGCCUCGACGGCCUCUACAACGGGUGUCUACAGCAACAUCACCACGGCAGAUGACGUCCGGGAAAUCUUCCACAGUGUGCGGCCCCGCGGCUCUACCCCCGUCGGUCGACGUCUUCUCCAAAUUCUCCAACCCUACCUCCACCGCAUUCAAGCCAUGCAAGCUGCCCGCACCGCGGACGGUUACCUCUCUGACCCAUCCCUCUACGUGAAGCCGGUCAACAUCAUCGCCAUCACGGACGGCGAGUUCACCGACGACGCAGAGAGUGUCAUCGUGCAGGUUGCGCGGACCCUCGAUAGUGCCGGGUGUGGGGCGUUGCCGUGGCAGGUGGGAAUUCAAUUCUUUCAGAUUGGAGAGGAUGAGAGGGUGAGGCGGUAUUUGCAGGAGUUGGAUGAUGAUUUGGGGAAGUGGUGUCGGGAUGAGAAGGUUAGAGAUAUUGUAGACACGGUGCCGUGGAGGGGCAGGAGUGGGGAGGUUUUAAAUGCGGAGGGGAUCUUGAAGUGUGUCUUGGGGGCAGUGAAUAAAAAGUAUGAUCGAAGGAGUGUUUGAUCUCUGCCGAUUGGGGUUUACUUCUUGAAUGUUUUUAUUUACAUUAUGGGAUUUUAUUGUCGUUGAGGGCAUGGGAUGGUGUUGGAUGGCAGCAUUGCUUGUUUCGAUGUUUGGGAGGUAAUUUGGACGCGCGCCAAUGGGAUCUAUGAAUGUUAAUUUGAUGAUCUCCAGACUAGUUUUCCCGUAUGUGAUUGGAUCGCUUCUCGGGUCUCUAAAUUCA